Molecule: messenger RNA, 1099 nt
Organism: Rhinolophus ferrumequinum (greater horseshoe bat)
Lineage: Eukaryota; Metazoa; Chordata; Mammalia; Chiroptera; Rhinolophidae
Gene: SSU72
Product: SSU72 homolog, RNA polymerase II CTD phosphatase
Exons: 5
Coding region: 139-723 (194 amino acids)
Biological process (GO): termination of RNA polymerase II transcription
Cellular component (GO): nucleus; mRNA cleavage and polyadenylation specificity factor complex
Molecular function (GO): RNA polymerase II CTD heptapeptide repeat phosphatase activity
Source: RefSeq, a predicted model, not a curated record
CGUCCCGACGCCGACGUCGCCGGCGCCGCCGCGUUCGCGUCAUGACUUCCGGGCGCCGCGGCCGCCAUCUUGGUUGUGCGGAAGCGCCGCGGCGGGGAGGGAGUCUCGAAGCUGGAGAGUGUGGACGGUGCGGCCGCUAUGCCGUCGUCGCCGCUGCGGGUGGCGGUGGUGUGCUCGAGCAACCAGAACCGGAGCAUGGAGGCGCACAACAUCCUCAGCAAACGGGGAUUCAGCGUCCGGUCUUUUGGGACAGGGACUCACGUGAAGCUUCCAGGACCAGCGCCCGACAAGCCAAAUGUUUAUGAUUUCAAAACCACAUACGAUCAGAUGUACAAUGAUCUCCUUAGGAAAGACAAAGAACUCUACACGCAGAACGGCAUUUUGCACAUGUUGGACAGAAAUAAGCGAAUCAAGCCCCGGCCAGAAAGAUUCCAGAACUGCAAGGACCUGUUUGACCUCAUCCUCACCUGCGAGGAGAGAGUGUACGACCAGGUGGUGGAAGACCUCAAUUCCAGGGAGCAGGAGACCUGCCAGCCGGUGCACGUGAUCAACGUGGACAUCCAGGACAACCACGAAGAGGCCACCCUGGGGGCCUUCCUCAUCUGUGAGCUCUGCCAGUGCAUCCAGCACACGGAGGACAUGGAGAACGAGAUUGAUGAGCUGCUGCAGGAGUUCGAGGAGAAGAGUGGCAGGGCCUUCUUGCACACCGUCUGCUUCUACUGACCGCGGGCUGGCUGGGCUUCCUGCUCGCUCUUCAGUCCUGAGACUUCUUGCCACUUGCAGGGCUUCUGCGGUGGAUGGUAGCAGUACCUACAUAAACUGCAUAUAACAUGAGAAAAUACAAAUGCCAGGUUAACAUUUUUUUAGCCCCACUUUUACUUACAAGUGGGUUAUUGAUUAUUGAUUAUGGAGUUUUAUUUCUUUAACCAAAUCAGAAACGAAACCCAGUUUGUUGUACGUUCGCCCCGUGUAUCUGCCUUUCAUUGUACGUUCCUCCCUCCUCUCCCUGGCUGGAAUGUACAAAACCCGAAUAAAGCAACGGGCUGUAACUUACUGGGAGAGAACCUGCCAUUGCCCAAUAAACAUGCUGCUGGUCGCA